CAUGGCAACGGCGUACACAGCCGCCGCGGCUUCCCCUCGCCCGAGCCCGGCUGAGGAGGGGGCGCAGAAUGGACGCAGCAGCAAAGAGAGUCCAUACAUUUGUGCGAGUCAAGCCAACAGCCGAUUUUGCUCAAGACAUGAUCAAGUUUGGGCCAGACAACAAGAGCAUAGAUAUAUACGUCAAAAAAGAUGCCAGGAAAGGAGUUGUGAACAACAGGCAGACUGACUGGUCCUUUCGGCUGGAUGGCGUCCUUCACAACACCUCCCAGGAACGGGCUUAUGAGACCGUGGCUAAGAAAUUGGUGUCCGAAGCUUUAAUUGGCUAUAAUGGCACGAUAAUGUGCUAUGGGCAAACGGGGGCUGGUAAAACUUACACGAUGAUGGGGGCGACGGCCGAGUACAAGCAUCGAGGAAUCAUACCCCGGGCUAUCCAGCAGGUCUUCAAAGCGACUGCGCAUUCCGUGGAUCCUUUCGUCACUGUCCGAAUAUCCUACCUGGAGAUCUACAAUGAGACCUUGUUUGACCUUCUGUCCACCAUGACGCGCAAUGGGACCAGUGACAUGCAGCUGGCUGUAGUGGAUUGCCCACAGGGUGUUUACGUCAAGGGCUUAUCUAUACAUGCAGUUAGCCACGAGGAGGAUGCUCUAAAUCUCCUUUUUGAGGGCGAGACCAACAGAGUGAUAACAGAGCACACACUGAAUAAAAAUUCAUCCAGGUCCCAUUGCAUCUUCACUAUUUAUAUCGAGUCUCGUUUCAGAGCUUUCUCAGAAGGCAAAUGCAUUAACUCUAAAAUCAACUUAAUAGAUCUGGCAGGCUCAGAGAGACUGAGCAAGACGGGAUCUGAAGGACAGGUUCUGAAAGAAGCCACGUACAUCAACAAGUCUCUGUCGUUCCUUGAGCAAAUCAUCAUUGCCCUGGCUGAUCCUAAGAGGGACCACAUCCCCUUCCGGCAGAGCAAGCUCACUCACGUUCUCAAGGACUCGCUAGGGGGAAACUGCAAUACUGUCCUAGUGGCAAAUAUCUGCGGGGAAGCUGUGCAUGUCGAAGAGACUUUGUCUUCUCUUCGUUUUGCUACCAGAAUGAAAUGGAUCACAACGGAGCCGGUCAUCAACGAGACGUACGACCAAGAGGGGACAGUGAAAGCUUUGGAGAAGGAGAUUAUUCUUCUAAAGCAGGAACUGGCCAUGCACGACAGCUUGGUAAAUCGUUCUUUGGUGACUUAUGACCCUCUGACUGACGUCCAGAUAGCAGAGAUUAAGUCUCAAGUCCAUAAAUACCUAAAAGGAGACGUGGAUGAAAUUGAUAUAGUGAACGUCAGGCAAGUCCAGGAGGUUUUUAAGCAGUUCAAACUGGCUGUAAGUCAACAGGAGCAUGAAGUGGAGGCCAGAUUACGAAGCAAGUACGCUCUGAUAGACAAAAAUAACUUUGCGGCCGUUGCUGCUCUUCAGAAGGAAGGUGUGGUUGAUGUGGAUGGCUAUUUGGUGCAGGAAGAGGAUGGACAGGCUUCUGGGACGAGAACUGCUCCAUUUUCAUCCAGAGAUGGUGGGAAGAAGAAACCCAGGAAAAGCAACGGCCAGCCCAAGAAGGAAGGAAUCGGGAGCUUUCUUUCUGGAAGAGAUCUGGAUGGUUUUUUACCAUCAAAAAGUCAGGGAACGGUUUCCACCAAGGAUCUGGGUGUGAAAGAGGCAGCAAGGAACCAUGAUACAGCACAUAUUGAUGCAGAGCUCUCAAAGUCAGCUCCCGUGGAGGAUUCCCAGCAGCCCAGCUCCCCUCCAUCCAAACCAGUGGCAUUUGAGCAGUUUAAGGAGAAGGGCGGAAGUGAGAUCAACCGGAUCUUUAAAGAGAACAAAAGCAUCCUCCUCGCCAGGAAGAAGAGAAGCAGUACAGUGGCGCAGAGGAUCAACUUCAUCAAGCGUGAGAUAGAGAGCAUCAAAAAGGCUCUGGAGGCUCAGAAGCAGGAGCGGUGGCAGCAGGGAGAGUAUGUCGAUGACAAAGGACAGAUCAUAACUGACGAGGAGGAGUUUUUACUCAUCAUGAAGCUGAAGGACCUGAAGGAAGAGUACAGGUCUGGUUAUGCUGAGCUGCAGGACCUGAAGGCAGAAAUCCAGUACUGCCAGCAUCUGGUAGACCAGUGCCGGAACAAACUCAUCGCAGAGUUUGAGGUCUGGUACAGCGAGUCCUUCCUUAUUCCCAAGGACGUGCGGGAAGCCCUGAAGCCCGGUGGCAACAUCAGACCUGGAAUGAUUCCCAUAAACAGAGUCAUGUGCCUGGAGGAAGACGAGCAGGAGAGGUCUGAGCGGAUGCAGGAAACAAAGCUGCCGGCCUGCCCGGCUUCGGGCUCGUUCCACAAAGCCAAAAUGAAGAUUGAUCAAAAGCACAUGUACACCAGAACCGUGUCAUCCCUCGAGCAAAUGCGCAAGAAACCUGGGCUCGUCACAGCUGCUGGGAAGAAUAAACCCCUGUCGUUUCUGCGCGUCACGUAACGGAUCCGGGCUCAGCCUGGAACCCGGCAUUCAACACAAGCGACGUCACCUCGGAAAGUGCCCUGCGUUCAUGUCCACAAUAGAUUUAUCAAAAAUAAACGGUAGGGGGGAAAAAAACCAAACCCACCCCAAGCACCUAACUUUUGUGCAGCUAGACUGAGAGUUAUUGGUAAGCGAAGCCGCUGCUUCGACGGGAAGCAAGCCGGGGAGUUCAAACAGCGACGCUUGUUUUUCUGAGCGUCUCUGGAAAACGCGGCGUCCCGACGAGAGAGGGGUGUUGUGGACAACCUGGGCUGCUUCCGCCUCCCUCCUCCCUGCUGCCGGAGGCAACGGCCUCCUGGGCUUGUCCUCAACGGAGCGUCAAGUCGCAUCUUUGCUAAUUUGAUGCUCUGGAGGUGGAUCCUGAGGAGCCAGGUUUGGGUGGGAACCAGUCCUCCCUUGGAUCGAAGCAACCCCGGGGCGUUUGCCCUCCCGGCGAGAGGAAGGGGCUGGAGAGGCGCACGCAGCAGAGCAGCGUUCCCGUCACCUGCCUGGCAGGAGAUUUACGGCAGCCUCCCCACCUCAGUGCAGCAGGAACAGGGCAGUGUUUGCCCACCGCUUUCCAGGAAAGCGAUUCAGAUCCAGGGGGGAGAUCACGGUGCCCAGCAACUGGAAAGCUCCAGAGGAUUUCAGGCUGCCGUUAUCUUCGCCCACAGAGCCGAAGGCCUGCUGGAAUUCCUCCUCCUCCAGAACCAGGUGGAGGUGGGAAGUUGAUUCCAGCUUGGCACGUGCCAGGGAAGUUUCUACACCAAAUAUCCAAGCCAAGAGAGUCCCAUAUUCUCCUCCUGCUGCAAACGGUUCACCACCACAUCAGUCUUGCCGGGGCAGAGCUGGGCCGGUUCCUGCGAUUUACCCAAAAUUAUGAGAAACACGCGUGUUCAAGACCAGGCCGGAUGGAGCUUUGAGCAACCUGGUCUGGUGGGAGGUGUCCCUGCCCAGGGCAGAGGGGUGGGACUGGAUGAUCUUUAAGGUCCCUUCCAACCCAAACCAUUCUAUGAUCUCGCAGGGGUCCCUCCAACACCCAGCUCGCCCAGGGCAAGUCUCACGCGUGGGCUGGCCGUGCCGCUGGCUGCCGUGAUGUGAGGGCGUAUGGAUCUGUUCUCCUGGGCAAUGACAGCAGCACGUGUCCUCUCGGGAAGCUCUGGUGAUCGCAGGUAGUUCCUCAAACCCAAUCUGCCGUCAGCGUUGGCUCCUCCAUCGCUCCUCUCCACCUGUAUCGCAGCCGGGGCUCCGAGGAGCUGCGGAUGAACGUGGGGCCAUAUAUACGUAUGUAUAUAUGUGCCGGUCAAGCUGCAGCCUCGGCUUAAAGGAGCUCCUUAGGGUCCGGCUCCUCCUUGGGGUUUCUCCUUCUUGUCUCCGCAAGGAAGAAAAGCAUCAGCCAUGAUUUUUGUGUCUACUACACGUUUUGGGUUGCCCUCGGCACUCGUCCUCUGUGGCUCCAGCCGGUGGGUGCUGCUGAGCGCAGGGUCCGGUCUGCGUUCAGAGCCGCAGCCCCCAAGAGCUACGGAAUUAUUUGGGGAGCUGGAAGAAUAAUGCGGAAAUUGCCAAAACGCGGCAUCCCGUGCUCCGCGGCCAUCGGGAGCGCCCUGGCCAAAGCCUGGUGAAUCAUUGGGGUUACUGGAAAACCCGCUGGCACGUCACUGGGGUUACUGGAAAAGCCACCGGCACUUGGCUGAGCCAUGGGAUGGGGAACGGACAGCCCCCGCUGCCAAACCCUGCACCAGCCGUGGCAGGAGCAUCCCUGAAUUACAGUAUCCCAGGUCAGAGGUUUUCCACAUGCCACCUCCGUUUAUAUGGAAUGCUGGGAAAAUGAAUUAGUGCAAGCUGUUGGGUUUGGUUUAAUUGGUUGUAGCUCACCCCUGUUACUGUAACAGCACCUGCGCCCCAGAAGCGCUGUGGAGAACAGCUGAGAAACCACCUUUUCUUUGGAAUUAUCCAUUUCCAAAGGCUUAUAAAGCUGAAUUUCCCAGGAAAACGCUUCCACAAGAACUGAGCUAUGCCUUCCUUCGACCUUCUCCUCCAUCCACCCCUCCUUCCCUUCCCCGUCACGCUUCUGCACGAGUGCUGCUCGGUGCCACCCACCCCGUCCCUGUGAGUCCCUGCCAGCCCAAAUCUGGAAAAAAAGGCAAGAAAUCUCAAUUUUGGAUGCUGCAAACAUACUUCUGUGGCUCCUGUGUGGGCGGGAUGGUCCUACUGCACCCCAAAAGCAAGCUCCUGGGGUGCUCCGGCACCGUCUCCCUGGAGGAGCUCUCCCCGGGGUUUGGGAGGCUGGUGAAAUAAAACAAGGUCUGAAAGGACAAGAGCAGUUUUUAGUGAUUUUGUGGAUUUUUCUCUGGAAUGUGGCCUGGGCGCUGGCAGGGCCUGGGGAUGGGCAGGGCCCUGGGCUGUCCCUGGUGUGAUCCCGGGGGUGCCCGUCAUCCUGGGGGAGAUCCUGGGGUUAUCCCAGGGUGCCAGAGUCCCGGGAGUGAUCCUGAGGUGCCGGUAAUCCCGGGCGUGUUGGUGUCCUGUGGUGCCAGUGUCUAGGAGUCAGGGCGAUCCUGGAGGUGAUCUGGGAGUGCCACUGAUCCCAGGGGAGAUUCCUGGGAUGUUGGUGAUCCCAGGGGGAGAUCCUGGGAGUGCCGGUGAUCCCGGGGUGCUGGUGCCCCGGGGUAUGGGAGAUCCUGAGGGAUGCUGGUGAUGCCAGUUCGCUGGGGUACUGGUAUCCUGGGGGUCACCCUGGUGUGCUGUGGGUGAUCCGAGGUGCUGGUGAUCCUGGGGAGAUCCCGGUGUGGUCCCAGCAUUACCAGGGAGAUCUUGGUGACCCCAUGGCUGAUCCUGGUGUGGCCCCGGUGCCUGGUGUGGCCCCAGUGAUCCCAGGGGUGAUCCCGGUGUGAUCGCGGUGAGAUACCGGCGGUCCCAUGGCUAAUGCCAGUAUCGCCCCAGUGCCUGGUAUGGCCCUGGUGAUCCCAGGGAUGAUGCUGGUGUGAUCCCGGAGAGAUCCCACCCGUCCCAUGGCUGAUCCUGGUGUGUCCCCGGGACUUCCCUGCCCGACCCCGCUGAGGUCACGGUGAUCCCGGGGGUGAUGCUAGUGUGGCCCCGGUGCCUGGUGUGGCCCCGGUGAUACCAGUGUGAUCCCAGGGGUGAUCCUGGUGUGGCCCAAGUGAGAUCCUGGGGAUGAUGCUGGUGCGGCCCCAGUGAUCGCGGGGGUGAUCCUGGUGUGGCC
Molecule: messenger RNA, 5724 nt
Organism: Chroicocephalus ridibundus (black-headed gull)
Lineage: Eukaryota; Metazoa; Chordata; Aves; Charadriiformes; Laridae
Gene: KIF9
Product: kinesin family member 9
Exons: 21
Coding region: 69-2483 (804 amino acids)
Biological process (GO): mitotic cell cycle; microtubule-based movement
Cellular component (GO): microtubule
Molecular function (GO): microtubule motor activity; ATP binding; microtubule binding
Source: RefSeq, a predicted model, not a curated record